ACACCGAUAUCAGCAGCGCGGACACACACCCACUCAUAAACACACACACACACACACCCACACACACUGGACAGGUGAGUUCACCUCAGUUACCUGUAGAUUUUACUGCGAGUUUACUGUGAAACUGAAGUAAGUUGUUUGACUGAACUCAAAGAGUUUCACGAAAACCGAAAGUGAAAGCGACGCUACGACACACACAGCAUCACCGCACUACAAUGUUCAACAACAGUGAUCAAGUGAAAGCAUGUCUAGAUCACUCAAACAGCAGUGAAAACUCUUCUGAUCGGCCUUCAAAAGGAGCAUCUAAUAUAAACCAGCACUCACCGUCUGACUCCAUGGGGAACAAACCUGCUGCAUCUGCAGCCGAAACAGGACAAAAAAAACCUCCUGCGUCUGCUGAAAAUGCAGAGAAAUCUGGGGGUCGAGACAGAGAGACUGCGAACUCAUCAUCACAAAGCUCAUCUGAAGGUGAUUUAAUGCAGGCGUCACACACUUCUGGAUCAGAAUCGAGAACCACACUUCCCACUUUUCCCAUCAGGAACCUGCAAAGACUGGAGAACUACACCAUGAACAGCUCCACGCUCCUGUGGAAAGGCCACACCGUGCUGGUAGAUAUGAACUGGCUGAAGCAGGGUGUAAUCGCUCCUCGACAGGGUCAGCACGUCUGGGAUGCUCAUCAUGUGAAGCUGCCGCACAUGCAGUCUCCGCAUGCGCCACGCUCGUCUCAGCCACGCUGGAAGGCCAUUCAGCAGGCGCUGCGCAAACUCACGGCCUCUUCCUCCAUUGGAGACAUACAGACCGCGAUCAUGUCCUACAACUCCAGCAACAGAGACAAGUGGACAUUUGAUGCCCUUUAUUAUUAUGGCAGGAAUCUUCAUGAAAAUGAUAAUAAUCUUCAUCUGGUGAUCCCCAAAAUGGCCAAACUAGCGACAGAGUUACCGUCUCUUAUCAUGCAGUCCAUUCCUCUCCUGCGGCACAAUCAGAAUCAGGCCAUCACCCUCUCUCAGCAGCAGAUCUCCUGUCUGCUGGCCAACGCUUUCUUCUGCACUUUCCCUCACCGGAACGACACCAGUCCCGGCUCUGAAUACGCCAACUACCCCACUAUAAACUUCAGCAGCCUCUUCGGUGGCCCGAAUGAUCAGUCAAAGUUAUCUGUAAAGGCUGAGAAGCUGAGAGCCAUAUUUCAUUACUUUAACAGCGUGACCAGCGAAGAGAAGGAUCCAGCAUCUAAAGCAGACGGACUGGUCACUUUCGAGAGGGUCAGUGUUCCAGCAUCAGAACUGCCCAAGUGGAAGAGUGAGAAGAAACUCCUGAAGAAUCUCCACAUUUCUGCUGACGGCUCCAUUGAGAAGGAAGGCACAGGGAUGCUGCAGGUGGACUUCGCCAGUAAGUUCAUUGGUGGAGGUGUGCUGAAGUCCGGCCUGGUGCAGGAGGAGAUUCUGUUCCUGAUGAGUCCAGAGCUGAUCCUGGCCAGACUCUUCACUGAGAAACUGGACGACCACGAGUGUGUCAGGAUCACAGGGCCGCAGAUGUACAGCCUGACAUCAGGAUACAGCAGGACCUUCAGCUGGACGGGGCCAUAUAUGGACUGCACUAAACGAGACAUGUGGAAGCGGCGUUAUCGUCAGAUCGUGGCCAUCGACGCGCUGGACUUCAAGAACCCGCGAGAGCAGUACAGCAGAGAGAACAUCACUCGAGAACUCAACAAGGCGUUCGUGGGAUUCAGCGGACAGCCCAAAACUGCCAUCGCUACAGGCAACUGGGGCUGCGGAGCCUUCAGAGGAGACCCCAAACUCAAAGCUCUCCUUCAGCUGAUGGCCGCAGCAGUGGUGGACCGAGACGUGGCGUACUUCACUUUUGGGAACACACACCUCGCAAACGAACUGCAAAGAAUGCAUGAUAUCCUGACCCAGAGGAAGGUGACUGUGGGUAACCUGUAUGAGCUGCUGAAGGACUACUGUAAACACUACGAGCACACACACACACCCACUGACCUGUACAGGUUCAUCAGAGACAAGAUCGGCCACAACAGCAGCUCACUGUGAAGAGGAACACACACACACACACACACAAACACACACAUAGAGACCUCUACAGGUUCAUCAGAGACAAGAUCGGCCACAACAGCAGCUCACUGUGAAGAGGAACACACACACACACACACACACACACUGACCUGUACAGGUUCAUCAGAGACAAGAUCGGCCACAACAGCAGCUCACUGUGAAGAGGAACACACACACACACACACACGCACACACACACACACACUGACCUGUACAGGUUCAUCAGAGACAAGAUCGGCCACAACAGCAGCUCACUGUGAAGAGGAACACACACACACACACACACACACACUGACCUGUACAGGUUCAUCAGAGACAAGAUCGGCCACAACAGCAGCUCACUGUGA
Molecule: messenger RNA, 2413 nt
Organism: Danio aesculapii
Lineage: Eukaryota; Metazoa; Chordata; Actinopteri; Cypriniformes; Danionidae
Gene: pargl
Product: poly (ADP-ribose) glycohydrolase, like
Exons: 17
Coding region: 216-2045 (609 amino acids)
Biological process (GO): nucleotide-sugar metabolic process; carbohydrate metabolic process; ATP generation from poly-ADP-D-ribose
Cellular component (GO): nucleus; cytoplasm
Molecular function (GO): poly(ADP-ribose) glycohydrolase activity
Source: RefSeq, a predicted model, not a curated record